Messenger RNA from Brassica oleracea var. oleracea, 1347 nucleotides. RefSeq names its product UDP-glycosyltransferase 82A1-like. The coding region runs from base 1 to 1347 and encodes 448 amino acids. NCBI's taxonomy places the organism in Eukaryota, Viridiplantae, Streptophyta, Magnoliopsida, Brassicales, Brassicaceae. The transcript has 3 exons. The record is from RefSeq and is a predicted model, not a curated record. Gene Ontology annotation, molecular function: UDP-glycosyltransferase activity.
AUGAAAGAAACACAAAAGCCAAAGAUAAUAUUCAUCCCUUACCCGGCGCAAGGCCAUGUCACCCCGAUGCUCCACCUCGCAUCGGCCUUCCUCAGCCGUGGCUUCUCCCCUGUGGUUAUGACUCCCGAGUCUAUCCACCGUCGGAUCUCGACGACUAACGAUGAUCUUGGAAUCACGUUCCUGGCCAUAUCGGACGGUCAAGAACGUCCGGAUGCACCUCCCUCGGACUUCUUCUCCAUAGAGAAGUCGAUGGAGAACAUCAUGCCGUCUCAACUCGAACGGAUCCUACUACAAGAAGACGUGGGUGUGGCUUGUGUUGUAGUCGAUUUAUUGGCUUCGUGGGCUAUAAGAGUGGCUGAUCGGUGUGGUGUUCCUGUCGCCGGGUUCUGGCCGGUGAUGUUCGCUGCUUACCGUAUGAUUGAAGCUAUACCGGAGCUCGUACGGACAGGCAUAGUUUCCAGAAAAGGGUUUCCUCGUCAACCAGGAAAACCAUUACUCCUAUCUGAACAACCGCUCUUAUCCGCCGGAGACCUAUUAUGGCUGAUCGGAACUCCCACAGCUCAAAAAGGACGAUUCAAGUUCUGGCAAAGAACCCUAGAACGAGCAAAAAGUCUCCGGUGGAUCUUGGUAAACUCCUUCAAAGACGAAUAUGAAAGUGAAAUCUUUAAUCAAGAUCGAAACCCUCAAAUCCUUUACGUUGGUCCAUUGCAUGACCAAGCAGCAACAAGUGUUACAACUUUAACCAAAAGCCCUACUUUCUGGGAAGAAGACAGAUCUUGCCUAGCUUGGCUCCAAGAACAGAGGCGAAACUCAGUAAUCUAUAUCUCAUUUGGAAGCUGGGUUUCUCCAAUAGGAGAAUCAAAGAUUCGUACGUUGGCGUUGGCGUUGGAAGCGUCAGGAAGACCUUUUCUUUGGGCGCUAAACCGGGUAUGGCAGGAGGGACUGCCACCAAGGUUCGUGCACAGAGUCACCAUAGCGAAGAACCAAGGAAGGAUUGUGCCGUGGGCCCCGCAGAUCGAAGUUCUUAAAAACGACUCAGUGGGUUGUUUCGUGACUCACUGUGGCUGGAACUCGACCAUGGAGGCGGUGGCAAGUUAUCGGAGGCUAGUGUGUUAUCCAGUAGCAGGAGACCAGUUUGUGAACUGUAAAUACAUCGUGGAUGUGUGGAAGAUUGGGGUGAGAAUGAAUGGUUUUGGAGAGAAUGAGGUUGAAGAAGGGUUGAGGAGAGUCAUGGAGGAUGAAAAGAUGGGUAAGAGAUUGAAGAAGUUGAGAGAUAAGGCAAUGGGGAAUGAAGCACGUUUGUAUUCGGACAAAAUGUUUACCAUAUUUAAGGAUGAGAUGAAGUGA